CAAAGAAUCUUGAAGAAACGGGAAAUUUUCAAACGGCAGGAAAUCUGUCCAGUUUUACUAUUACCGGAAGUAUUAACUCGCUUGAUUAUUUGACUCAUGUCUAUUUGUCUUUUGUUCAUUGGUCCGAAGAUUACAUAGCUGAUUACAGGUCGUUUCUCUAUUCUGUACCUUUGGUCCGGCUUUUGGCAUACUGUUAAAAGACCAAAUACAAGUUCCGCAAAAUUCGUAAUGUCAGGAAUCGAGUAGGCCAUCCAUAUGCGAGAAGGUCAGAGUAUCACAGUGACAUUGACAAAUUAAUGGCGGCCCAUUCGCGGUUUACCAGGUUGUUUCUGGGUGUCUUUCUUGGUUUGGUUGCAAUUACCGGAUUCGUUAUCUAUGAGAGUCUCCAGUGUGACUUUGAAGAUGGACUAACUUACUACAAACUGCCAAAUGGGAAACUCAUAAAAAAGUUUGAUCCGAAUCAGGAAAUAGAACUAUUCACUACCUUGUCGCCAAAAUGUGAUUUUGAAAACGAGAAACUCGUUUGUCCCGAUGUGCGCCAUUUGGGGAAAACGUUGUUGCGCCAGACACAGUUAGCUACGAUAAGGAUGAUGGCCGCAUUUGAUAGGAUUUGCAGAAAGCACCGCAUAAGAUAUUGGAUGUGGAGAGGGGCCUUGCUAGGGGCCAUCAGGCACGAGGGUUUUAUACCUUGGGACAACGAAUUAGAUAUUGGAAUUAUGAAAACAGAUUACGAAAAGUUUCGUAUUGUUUCUCAUGAACUGCCCGUUGAUAUAUUUCUUCAAAAUGCCUCGAGCGAUCAUGCGUUUGGAAAGCACAAACACACCAUUCUUGCCAAGCUUAGAGAUCAACAAAGUUGCUUUGGAAACUGUGUGCGAGCCGGUUGCAAGUUUCACGACGGCUUUAUGAUUGAUAUUUUCGGGUUUGAAGAAGACGCUAGUUUUCUUCGGGAAACUACUAAUAACAAAGUUAAUUUUAACGUUAGGAAAACUGAUGUUUUUCCUCUGAAAGAGGCAAGGUUCGAAGGCUUUUCAGUUUUCGUUCCAAACCACUACAAAAUGAUUUUGAGAAAAAAUUACGGCUCUGACUAUUAUGAAAUCCCGAAGAUAAGGAAACGAUGCCCACCUGGACAAAUUGUAGGCCUUCCGUGGACCACGUGCCAGGAGCUUAAUCGCAUGAAUUCAACAGAGAAGAAUUUUCAUAUUUACUCGACAAGCAUUUCCAAAGUUAAAUCUGUUUCUUGGUAUUUGUAGAUCGCUUAGCGCUGUCGUGUCAGGUUAUGCCGACCUUCCCAGAGAUGGAAACAUAAAUUUAACAAUUGAGUCUUUUUCGAAAUUAACAAGCAAAAUAUGAAAUUAAAUAUGACCGACAACCAGUGGCGGAUCUAAAAGAGGGGGGGGGCAACUAGGGGCAGUUGCCCCCAAUGCCAACUGCUCCUCCCUCAAAUUUGCUCUGGAUCCGCCCCUGCCGACAACCUUAAGGAAAUAUUGGGGAAAUCUCGCCAUAGUUAACCAUGCUGUUCUUAACCAUAUGUGAAUUAAUUUUCCAAGUCUGUUAAAACUUAAGCAAAUAAUUUAACAUGUUGGCAGAAUCAUGAUAAGUGUUUUUAUGAAUACCUACGUUUUUGUGGAUUUACUUAUAUACUAAAAUGUUAUGUUUUCAGGAGGUUAUAUUUGAUACAUACAUGUCAUAUUUUUUGUUGAUUGAUGCUUUGUUGUUGAAAUAAUCUAAUUAAAAUGUCAAGUUCAAUACAGAACUGUAGAACAGAUUAGGUUUGCUGUUAGUAACACGGUUUUUGAUGUGGAGCAUUUUUAUAGAAAUAUUAUCUUCGUUUCAAGACAUGGCUUUCACUGGAUUACAGGAAAGCGAUCACGCCCUUUGAAAAAUUAAGUUAA
Molecule: messenger RNA, 1892 nt
Organism: Rhopilema esculentum
Lineage: Eukaryota; Metazoa; Cnidaria; Scyphozoa; Rhizostomeae; Rhizostomatidae
Source: RefSeq, a predicted model, not a curated record